Molecule: messenger RNA, 1809 nt
Organism: Priapulus caudatus
Lineage: Eukaryota; Metazoa; Priapulida; Priapulimorpha; Priapulimorphida; Priapulidae
Exons: 1
Coding region: 1-1809 (602 amino acids)
Biological process (GO): DNA integration
Molecular function (GO): nucleic acid binding
Source: RefSeq, a predicted model, not a curated record
AUGGGCUAUUUUGACCCAACAAAACAAUCUGAGGUGCUAGUAGAUGCCAGCCCGGUAGGUGUUGCUGCAGUUCUGACUCAAAAGUCGGGUGACGAGAUAUCUGUUAUAAGCUAUGCCAGUCGAGCGUUGUCUUCAGUUGAACAACGAUAUUCCCAGACCGAAAGGGAGGCACUUGCAGUCGUGUUUGGCUGCGAAAAAUUCCACCUGUACCUUUAUGGAAGUCACUUCAUCAUCCUUACCGAUCAUCGACCUCUCUUAGGGAUUUUCAACAACCCUAGGUCUACACCACCAGCUCGGAUCGAACGCUGGGUGUUGCGGCUUCAACAGUAUGAUAUGAUGCUACAGUACCGUCCAGGCAAGGAUAACCCAGCAGACUUUACAAGCCGACAUCCUGGGAACAGUGCAUCAUGCAGCCGUGCAGAGAUAAUCGGUGAAGAGUACAUUAACUUCCUGGCACAGGCAAGCACUCCUAUCGCCUUGACCCUUGAUGGGAUCAGAGCAGCAACUGCUGGUGAUAAGGAAAUGCAAGAUGUCAUAAAGGCCAUCAGAUCAGAUCGGUGGUCACCAGAGAUCUCACAAUACCAGAAGGUCAGAGGGGAGCUAUCGGUUACAGCCGACCAAAGCCUAGUCCUCAGAGGACGACGCAUAGUUCUCCCACAGUCAUUGCGCCAGAGAGCAAUAGAGCUUUCUCACGAAGGCCACCAGGGACUAGUUAAAUCUAAGCAAUUGCUCAGAGCGAAGGUGUGGUUCCCAAAUGUAGACAAGCUAAUGGCGGACCAAAUAGAAAAAUGCAUAGCAUGCCAGAGUAAUAUCACAACUCCCCAGACUACGGUUCCUCUACAAAUGACAGACUUACCGGAUUACCCAUGGCAGUCUGUCAGCGUUGACUUCUAUGGUGAGCUACCAUCAGGAGAACAUCUUAUGGUUUUAAUAGAUGAUUUCUCCAGGUAUCCAGUGGUUGAGAUCAUACACUCACUCACUGCUACGACUGUCAUUCCUGUCCUUGACAGAGUGUUUUCUCAGUUCGGAACCCCAGAAAGGUUGAGGUCCGAUAACGGCCCUCCCUUCAACAGUCAAGACUUUGCAGACUUCACUAAAUAUCUCGGUAUAAAACACCAUCGUGUAACUCCUUUGUGGCCACAGGCCAACGGGGAGGUAGAGAGGUUUAUGCGGAACUUAGGAAAGGUGACCAGAGCCGCAGCUGUUGAACAUAAAUCAUGGAAACAGGAACUGUUCAAAUACCUAAGAAAUUAUCGUGCUACACCACACUCCACAACAGGAGUCCCACCAGCAACAGUUAUGUUCGGACGUGACAUUCACAUCAAGCUCCCAUCAGUCGAUGAUGGAAAGGGCACCCCGGACAAAAUCAACAGUGAAAUCAGAUCGAGAGAUAGGGCUGCCAAAGCAAGGAUGAAAUCUUACUCAGACUCUAAACGGAGAGUGAAGGAAUCCAAUCUACAUGUUGGAGACACUGUACUUGUGAGACAGAAGAAAGUCAACAAGCUGACACCUCCUUACAGUCCCAAACCUAUGACUGUGAUAAUUGUCGAAGGAACAAAGGUGACAGCGAAGUGUGAUGGACAUCGUAUAACGCGAAACGCGUCCUUCUUCAAAAAAUUUCGUGGGGAGAAGGUAAAGGGGUCAGGGACACCCAAUAAAAGACUCGUUCGUGAUCUGGACUAUGACGAAGUGGACAUUGUAGAUCCAGUUGCUCAUAAUGAUCCAGCUCCGGUUGAGAUUCAGCCUGCUCCAGUUAGACCUCAGCGCAGAGCCAGGCGGCCCGCAUAUCUGCAGGACUAUGCUGUUUGA